Molecule: messenger RNA, 1689 nt
Organism: Anthostomella pinea
Lineage: Eukaryota; Fungi; Ascomycota; Sordariomycetes; Xylariales; Xylariaceae
Source: the annotation of a GenBank genome assembly
AUGUUCUCUGCGACACGGCGGUGGUUCCGCCGCAAUCGAACCCCGAUAGCCAUUGGCGUCGGCGUCGUGGGCGCCGGCUACUUGGCCACCCGGUAUGUGCUGAACAAGAUCAACGAUGCGCGCGAGCGCAUGAGCAGCGAUCGCAUUGCGAAGGAGAACUUGCGCCGGCGCUUCGAACAGAACCAGGAGGACUGCACCUUCACCGUCCUCGCGCUGCUACCGACGGCCACCGCGAACAUCCUCGAGACUAUGAACACCGAGAAGGUCACAUUGGAGAUCCAGCAGAUGAAAGGCGCUGCCAAGGGCGUGCGCAGUGGGGAGUCGUCCGCUACACCGCCCAGUAUCGCCGACACGACCAUGACGGAAGAGGAGAGCAAGAGUAUAGCCAGUCUACAAAGCGAGAGCGGCGUCCACGCGAGCCAAGUGGCCUUGCCGCCUGCCUCGAGUACAGAAGAUGGUGCACAAGAUGGCGGCCAGCCCACGCAGAAGUCGAGGAAAACGAAGAGACAGCUGUGGGAUGAUCUGACGAUAAGCUCGAUAACACGAUCCUUCACCCUCGUAUACACGCUCGCUCUCCUCACCAUGCUCACCCGAAUCCAACUGAACCUCCUAGGCCGGCGGAGCUACCUGUCGAGCGUUGUCUCGCUCGCCACCGGAACAGCGCAGUCGACUAUCAGCCUCGAGAACAACGACGACGACAACCCGGAGCAGGUAUACGGCAGCGACUUCGAGACGAACCGCAAGUACCUGACCUUCAGCUGGUGGCUGCUCAACCGCGGCUGGACCGACGUCAUGGAGCGUGUCGAGGCCGCCGUCCGCGACGUGUUCGGCCACCUAAGCCCGCGGGACCUCCUGAGCUUCGACACGUUCUCACAGCUGGCACUGGAGGUAAGGAAGAAGGUCGAGGGCCGAUCAGAAUCAGAUAGGAAGGGCUCCCAGUGGCUGCCCUUCCUGCUGCCGCCUACCAACCUCGAGGACUUCGUACUUAAGGAGUCAGGCGUCCUCGGCGACAGCGCGGCGGCCACGACACAGCCAACAGACUCCUCCUCCUCGACUACAACAACCCCCACGGCGCUCAGGCGCCUCCUCGACGAGACGUCCGACCUCGUCGAAUCGCCCCCAUUCUCACACGUACUCACGCUCAUCCUCGACGCCGGCUUCUCCGUGCUCCUCAACAAGAAAGUCCUGCCAGGGGCCUUCGAACUACCCACAGCCUCAAACCCCACCCCUGGAGCCCCGGGACUAGAACUCGUCUCCGAGCUAGACCGCCGAGAGGAAUCCCAACCCACGACGAAUAAGGCCGUCCUGCUCCCCAAGAUCCUGUCCGUGCUGACGCGGCAGGCGCACGUCGUCGGCAACGGCAUGCCCAACGAGUACCUGCAGGAGAUGGAGCUCGUGCGCGACCUCGAGGCCUUCGCCGCCGUCGUGUACUCGAGUAAUUGGGAGAACGAGAUCCAGGACGAGGAGGGACUUGCUUUGGCGGCAGCGGCAGCGGCGGCGGGGACUGGUGAGGUAGUUGGGGUGCCGGAGCCGGAAAGCGGCAUGUUGGGGACUAGCUUAAGGCCGUCGCAGGCCGCCUCGACGACGCUUGGUGGCGGCGCGGAGAGCAGCGUGGUCAUGGUUGAGCCGUCGCAGAGCUCGUUCGAGAGCGCGUGGGAGCGUGCUGUUGAUGGGAGUCAGUCGCAGUGA